AUGCGCGUAUUAAUUGUAUUGUGUUUGAUUGCAUAUUGCUCUGCUUCUCACCAAGGAUAUGAUUAUGCCAGCCAAACAAAUACCGCCAGUUCUGGCUUGUAUGGAGCACAACCAUUGAUUACAAAACGGUUCUUCAUCCAUUCGGCCGCUGAAGAAGAGGGUGUCGAUGUUCAACAUCAUGACGUUGCCGUUGGUACGCCACGCAAAAAUUACAAUGUAGUUUUCGUUAAAGCCCCUGCCGAAAAACAACACAAGAUAAAGGUCCGUGUCACCCCAGCCGUUAAUGAAGAAAAGACUGCCGUCUAUGUUUUGUCGAAGAAAGCAGAUGCUCCCAUUGUGGAAACGUUUGUUCAAGAAACCGCAACUACGACCAGCAAACCUGAGAUUGCUUUCAUUAAAUAUCGCACCAAUGAAGAAGCUGAACAUGCCCAACAUCACAUUCAAGCUGAAUACGAUCGUUUAGGUGGCACCACUAGUGUUUCUGACGAAGGUGUUUCUGCUGUUAAAUCGGUUAUUGGUAUCUUAGAUAGCCUUCAGCAAGGAGCUGGUUCUUCAGCCUACUUGCCACCACAACAUUGA
Messenger RNA from Musca domestica (house fly), 579 nucleotides. RefSeq lists its product as uncharacterized. The record is from RefSeq and is a predicted model, not a curated record. Bases 1 to 579 code for a protein of 192 amino acids. NCBI's taxonomy places the organism in Eukaryota, Metazoa, Arthropoda, Insecta, Diptera, Muscidae. The transcript has 2 exons.